CUACUGCUCUAGUUAUUUUACCAGCUCUCUAACGACUUUACCUGACUCCAACACAGACCUUUAACUCACUUUCAUUCGACGCACAAGGCUUCUUUCUCAGCUUCCGCUUCUUCCGUCUUGUUAAGUUGCUACGAAGAGACCGCAGCCCGAAGUGACAUUUAGCGUGAAGUUACGUUAAUUCAUUCAUCACAACAAUGGCAGCACAGGAUUUUAAUUUUUUGCUUGCGACGGAUUCGUAUAAGAUCACACACUACAAACAGUAUCCUCCCAACGUCAGCAAAAUCUACUCCUACUUUGAAUGCAGACGUAAGAAAGGCACCCAGUUCAAUGAGGUGGUGUUCUUCGGUCUCCAAUACCUGUUGAAGAAGUACCUCACAGGCCCAGUGAUCACAGAGGAGAAGAUUCAGGAAGCCAAGCUCUUCUACCAGAUGCACUUCAAACAGGCUGUGUUCGAUGAAGAAGGCUGGAGGAAAGUCCUUGAGAAACACGAUGGCCGUCUUCCUAUUCGGAUCAAAGCUGUCCCCGAGGGCAGGAUCAUACCUAGAGGCAACGUGCUCUUCACUGUGGAGAACACCGAUCCAAACUUCUACUGGCUCACUAACUACAUUGAGACCAUGCUGGUCCAGAUGUGGUAUCCCAUCACAGUAGCCACCAUUUCCCGGGAGUUUAAGAAGAUCCUGGCCAAGCACCUGAAAGCCACCUCAGGGAGCCUGGAGGGCCUGGACCUGAAACUGCAUGACUUUGGCUACAGAGGAGUGUCUUCACAGGAGUCUGCAGCUCUCGGUGGAGCUGCUCAUCUGGUUAAUUUCUGCAGCACAGACACAGUAGCUGGACUGUUGAUGGCUCAGAGAUACUACAGCUGCCCAAUGGCUGGGUUCUCCAUUCCAGCAGCAGAGCAUAGCACCAUCAUAUCCUGGGGGAAGAGCAGGGAGAAGGAUGCAUUUGAGCGAGUCCUGGACCAGUUCUCCUCUGGACCGGUCUCAGUGGUCAGUGACAGCUAUGACAUCUUCAAUGCCUGCAAACACAUCUGGGGAGACAAGCUGAAGGAGCGAGUCAUGGAGCGCAGCCAGGACUCCUGUCUGGUCAUUCGCCCGGACUCUGGAGACCCUGCAGAGACUCUUAUUGAGGUCAUCAAGAUUUUGGAGGAGUGUUUUGGCUGUUCUCUGAACUCCAUGGGAUACAAGGUGCUGCCUUCCUACCUACGAAUUAUUCAAGGAGACGGCAUUGACCUCAACUCAGUGGAUGAGAUUCUGCAGAAGUUGAGUGAUGAAGGCUGGAGUGCCGAGAAUGUUUUCUUCGGUUGUGGCAGCGCUUUGCUUCAGAAGCUCAACAGAGAUACACUCAGCUGUGCCUUCAAGUGCAGCUAUGUGGAGACUAACGGCAAAGGAAUGGAUGUGUACAAACAGCCAGUGACCGACCCAUCUAAGAGGUCAAAGAAGGGUCGAUUAUCACUGAGGAGAAACUCUGAUGGUUUCAUAGAGACCGUAGAGAAAGGAGCAGGCAAGCCUGAGGAGGAUAUGCUGGUGACUGUGUUUGAGAACGGCAGUUUGCUGCAAGAGUACUCCCUCGAGGAGAUCAGGAAGAACGCCCGACUGCGUGACAAGGAGAUGAACCCCACCCUGCACAACCACAAAGAGGAGCUGCUGCACAAUCACAUCAUCAACGGGAUUCAUUAGAUCAGCCACAAAGCCUCUUGCUGUGCACAUGGUACUUCAGUCUUUAACGGGGUGCACUGGCUUCCUCUGUGGAGGGAAUGAAGACUGCAGUGUUUUAGAGUCACCCAUCACAAUAACAACUGGACAUGUUGAAACCCCCUCCACCCCUCACACACUCACCUCAUCCUGAGGAGGCCGAUGGUGAGAUUGUUUUCAGGUAGAUCAGCUUCUUUCGCUUUCUAUUGUGGCCAGAACACAGUUCACUCCUCUUUAUAUCUAUAUAUGUGAGGCUGUGUGAGCACACAAUUACACUGCCCUCUAAUGGCCACAACCAUCACAACUGAAGCUCAGGGUCAAAUAUCAUAAGCUAUAGUAGUUUUUUCUCCUUUCGUUUAUGGAUUUAAACAUACACACCCCAAGUUGAGGGUUGCUACUAAACACUAAAAUAGACAUAGGGUGUGUAUCUUUAAAGAAGGCAGAUUUUAACAUAUAAUAUAUGCAGUUACAUCUUGAGCAUUUUCAGGUUAAAAAAACUGAUGCUUCCAAAAAUUCCAAGCUUCCAUGUAUUUUUUGUUUUACAGGUAGAGUAGAAAAAUGUUUGAAGCAGCAUUUUACACUACAAGGCGCUAAAAUCCACCAUCACUCAAUAUGCAUUGUAUAGUAUUAAUUAGAGUGCCACAUCAACAGGUGUGGGCAACACUGUGUAUUUGAUAUACAAUACUUAACUUAAGGUCAGUGUCAGCUCCACAUAUCAGCACAACUCCAGCCAUACUUUCUGCUUUGUUUGUAAGGGACAACAUCAGUCCUGUAGAAUCCACAGCUUGAACAAACACCUUAGACUGUAGAUCACAUCAGAUUGUAGAUAUGAAAGGAGGACAAACCCUGUAUGAUAUCUCAAUGAGGAUAUCACAACACUGAGCAGAUUGUGCUACACUGCCACAGUUCGAUGACUUCUGAUGCCGGAGGCCCACAAAGCACACUCCAUUUCAUCAUCAGGUCUACUGAAAUAUUCUGCCAGUGUCCAAAUUGUUAGUCUAAUUCUCUGGUUUCCAUCUUUUUUGAUUUGUGACCAUUUAAAGUGAAGCAGUGUGUACUUGUGACCCCUUGCCAUUAGUUUAGUGUUUAUGAGUUGUGAGCAGUUCAACUAACCAAAGACUCAUUUUUAAUAUCAGUUUGGGUUUUAUGGCAAUUUGUAGAGGUCUAAGGAGGGAUAUGGCCUCAUUUUAAAUUCCAUAAAUAUGAGCAAAAGGUGACUUUACAGUGUUCUCAUCAGACAUAUACGGUGCUUAUUCACACUUUCAUAUUCUACCAUUUAAACAACUUCCAAAUUUCUUUAUGUCCUGUGAUACAGUGACAUACAACAAGACAUAAGUAUUUGUUCCUCCUGGAGAAUAACAUUAUAAAGAAUGAUUAUUACAACUGAUGUUCUAAUAUGAAAAAUCUGUUACCCUGAAAUGCUGAAAGCUACAGUUAACACAAUGUUUUAGCUUUGAAUUGUUUCCAUUUAAACAGUGUUGCUGCUGUAAAGAUAUACAUUAGAGGCAUAUUGCACUAAUCUCCCAACUGCCUGCACAGACUGUAUGCAUCCUCUCUGUUAGUAAAAGUAAAAUGUAACCAUUAUCUGUCAUGGAUUGGAUUGGAUUUGUCAAAAUGUAACAUUUUAAUCUCCUUGAAACAUGUUAUAAAAAAAUUGUGAAUUAAUUUGAUUAUUAAGAAUUAGAUUUUCAUCACUUGAUUUUGAAUAUUUUGUAAAUAACAAUGAUAUUAAGACAAUGCAUUGAAAUUCAUCUCAGUUAUAAAUAGUGAGUGUGAUAAUAAUGAAAUGAUGCGAGUGAUUUCAACAGCAAGAAUGAAACAUUUUAUCUGUUUUAAACAAAAAAGAAAACUAUCAA
Scomber japonicus (chub mackerel) is the source of this 3547-nucleotide messenger RNA. It is a transcript of the gene nampt2, whose product is annotated as nicotinamide phosphoribosyltransferase 2. Gene Ontology annotation, biological process: NAD+ biosynthetic process. Lineage: Eukaryota; Metazoa; Chordata; Actinopteri; Scombriformes; Scombridae. Bases 195 to 1676 code for a protein of 493 amino acids. Gene Ontology annotation, molecular function: nicotinamide phosphoribosyltransferase activity. The record is from RefSeq and is a predicted model, not a curated record. The transcript is spliced from 11 exons.